Molecule: messenger RNA, 6480 nt
Organism: Lineus longissimus
Lineage: Eukaryota; Metazoa; Nemertea; Pilidiophora; Heteronemertea; Lineidae
Product: guanine nucleotide-binding protein subunit beta
Exons: 9
Coding region: 180-1202 (340 amino acids)
Biological process (GO): G protein-coupled receptor signaling pathway
Cellular component (GO): cytoplasm; heterotrimeric G-protein complex
Molecular function (GO): protein binding; signaling receptor complex adaptor activity
Source: RefSeq, a predicted model, not a curated record
UGUAUGUCAACGCAGGGGCACCGCACCCUUCGGUAGAAAAAAUCUAAGUCCACUUUAUGUGAUCGAAUUGACAGCGAAAUUUAGGAGUUUAUGCGAUUCUUGUUGGAUUUUGCUACCUAGGGUCUAUCUUUAGGCUGUCCCUUUUUUAUAGUAGUUUUUAAAAAAUAUAAAAAAUCACCAUGAGUGAGUUAGACCAACUACGACAAGAAUGUGAACAGCUAAAAAAUCAAAUUAGGGAAGCUAGAAAAGCUGCUGCUGACACCACAUUAUUACAAGCUACAGCAAAUGUGGAACCCGUGGGUAGGAUACAGAUGCGUACGAGACGCACCCUUAGAGGUCACCUUGCCAAGAUAUAUGCCAUGCACUGGGCAACGGAUUCCAGAAAUCUAGUAUCAGCUUCACAAGAUGGUAAAUUAAUUGUUUGGGAUGGUUAUACAACAAACAAGGUCCACGCUAUACCCUUGCGAUCGAGCUGGGUAAUGACAUGUGCCUAUGCACCAUCAGGCUCUUACGUAGCGUGUGGAGGUCUCGAUAACAUAUGUUCAAUAUACAGCCUAAAAACACGAGAAGGAAACGUGCGAGUUAGUAGGGAAUUGCCAGGACAUACUGGUUAUUUAUCUUGCUGUCGAUUCCUCGACGAUAACCAAAUCGUUACCAGUUCUGGAGAUAUGACAUGUGCACUUUGGGAUAUAGAAACAGGCCAGCAGACCACAUCCUUCACCGGCCACACUGGUGAUGUCAUGAGUCUGUCCUUAGCACCAGAUAUGAGAACAUUUGUAUCUGGAGCAUGUGAUGCCUCAGCUAAACUUUGGGAUAUUAGGGAUGGAAUGUGUAAGCAGACAUUCUCUGGGCAUGAAUCUGAUAUCAAUGCAAUUACUUAUUUCCCUAAUGGUUAUGCAUUUGCAACUGGCUCCGACGACGCCACCUGCCGACUUUUUGAUAUCCGAGCAGACCAGGAGAUAGGCAUGUAUUCACACGAUAACAUCAUCUGCGGCAUCACAUCUGUGGCCUUCUCCAAGAGUGGUCGCCUACUCCUUGGCGGUUAUGAUGAUUUCAACUGCAACGUCUGGGACACUCUCAAACAGGAUCGUGCUGGUGUCCUAGCUGGCCAUGAUAAUCGUGUCAGCUGCUUGGGUGUAACUGAGGAUGGUAUGGCCGUUGCCACAGGUUCCUGGGACAGUUUCCUUAAGAUCUGGAAUUAAACAUCAUCGGAAUGCUCAUAGUGUGCAUGUAUCCAGACCCUAGUCGUAAUCAGGUGAUAUGCAAGUUACAUAUGUGACUGCGAGAUCUUUCGUGUAGGACACAAACGGUGUAUUAGCACCAUGGUAAAAUCGCGCACUGGAUGGAUUCAACGUGGUGAUUAUCGUUAGCACAAAGAUGUGAUGGGACCUCAUUAUGGAAUCAAAACGUGUUGUGUACAUGGGUUAUUUGAUCAUCAUUCAAUCAGUAUCUACAACUCUGGCUUUUGUCGGUAAUUCGUUACACUAAUUCACAAACCGCCACCCAUUGUUUUAAUAUUGAAUCAGACGCCACUCUAUGUCAGAAGAUAGGUGUCCUGAUUUAACGUAUACCCAAAUUAUAUCGUAGACACAUUCAUUUAUUGUACUGUGUGUUGCUAAGACUUCAAGGAUAUUGACACUGAGAGUUGGAAAGAUGCAGUUUGCUUGGAUUAUCAUGACUUUGGAGGAGCAGACGGUAGAAGCCUUUGAAUGUGUUCCGUGAGCGUUGACAACCAAGAACAUGAUCACACGAUAAAAUGUUGUCUUUAGAGAAAUUGUAACUUGCAUUUCAUUCUCGCUCUAUCCAUAGUUUUCACCGCGGUGGAAUAUCGUUUCACACCCAAAUGUGCUAAAGAUUCGUACACGAUGUCGUACUAAUGCACGAAGUCCGUCGAGCACACUGUCCCCGACCAGAGAAAUAUGCAAAAGAUCAUAGGGCGCCAUCUAUAGGAGAACUAUGGGACAACGUGUAUGACUGGCGGUCGCGAGGGUUCAAAGUGAAACUAAGAACGAAUAAUUAUUAUGAUAAUAAGUCAGUGAGGAUCUGUAACGAGAAUCCUUGUAAAGUUCUGCGAGUCUUAAUCGCUUGACGGCGUUCUGUUGGAAUGUCGUCGGCUUUCGUAUGUACGAGAACAUUUUUUCACUUCGUAACAAAUCAUGAGGCCUGAGUGUAGUUACUUGUAAAACACUGCUUUAGAAUAUAAAAGUAUAAAAAAAGAAUUUAAAAAUGAAGAGAUGUUGUGGAAUUAGAAUGACUGUAGGUACAUAUUGCCAUACUUGUUUAACAGUUUUAUUUAUUUGACUCGCCUAUACAUGUACUUUGAUAUAUUUCAUACUAGUGCGUUAUCACAAACCAAAGUGGUUACAGUAGUCGACGUCUAACCUAAGUAGAGGAACUGGUUUAAUCCUCCCUAGUGGAGGAUCAUGGGACGUUACUACAUGUUUCAUUGGGGCGUUAACCCCCUGUUUCGUUGACGAGUUUGGUCGGCCCUUCAUUUCCGAGUCCAUUUGUAAAAUACUGCCAUUAAGCGCCGAGCAUUCUCGAUUCUCAUCCGUUUCAAAUAUGUCCUGGUGGGUUAUGAGCAUGCUCGGUAAACCCCUAACCCCUGUUGUGUCCUCUGUGGAUUAGUCUGUAACAGGAUUUCAAUGCGUUGGCAUAGUCCUAUUCAGGCUCUAAGGGGUGGACAGGGUGUCCAAAAAUGUCUUGUCUGAACUAUUUGAUAACUUCAUGAUUUUGUGCAGUUUUGUCAAUAUUCAAAGCAGAUAUUACUGAUAUCAAGAGUGCUGCUGGCAUGUUUUUGGACACCCUGUAGGGUUACGUUGAUCACCAGUAGAUGUGUCGACAGCAGAUAUUAUCACAGCUGCACGACACGGCCACGACGACCAAGUCAUGUCACUUCACAUCGUAAAUAUAUUUUUCAAUCUACUGUUGUGUAAUAAAGGCAUGGAUGUAACUGUAGGUUACUGUUUAUUUAAGCCUUCAUUUGUCCACAUAAAAACUGGAUGCAAGGAAGGUUGGCCAAUCUUGGUUUUUAAAAAAUCUCAAAAAGACAACUAAUUCCCGGCGAAUACGAUUCCCUGUAAUAACUAAUAUCACGGUUCGAGGUCAAAGUUAUUGUAGGUGAGAAAGAUACUAAUACUUUGGUCAAAAAUACUCAAGAAAGGGACAUUUUUGGAGACGGUUCCCGAUAGCUCUCAUUGGGGGUUAGCGGCUCUGGACGGGACUUUUUUAAACGGUUUGUCUCUGGGAUAAUAAGUCUUCUUGUUGUCAUUUAAAAACAAAGUAUGGUCGGCGUUUCUGUGGCCAGUGCACGAAGCCUACUACUUGUGAAAAUAGACUAGUUGUAUUGUAAAUGUAUAAAGUAGCCUGAGAAAUCUGUAUAUUCACUUGUCUUCAUGGCUCGAAAGCAAUGCUUCACUUGUCGCAACCUUUUAGCAACUUCUAUAGACUGAAUGCUUUGACUGUAUACGAGAAUUUUUGCAUGUAAUUAUUUAUAAUUCGGAUGAUAGCAAUGAAGAAAGUACGCUCCGUCUUGGCUGACGCUGUCAGUCAUCAUAUCGCCACGUCAUCGCCGACGUUUUUAUCGCAAAUCAAAUCAUUGUUGCGAUAACAAGUUGUGCAGAAAUCAGAGCAAAGUUGGCAAUAUCAUGAGAGGCAAUGUUACAAGUCAAAUGGAGGGCAAUUUGGCAUAUUCAAGAAGACGUCCAAGAAAAAGAUGUCCCACUUUCCUCGUUAGGUAUUGUCGGUGGGGCAUAUUUUUCUAGGACAGCCUUUGUUCUUAACACAAUUUCAUGAAAUUGGGUCCUCAACGAAAACUUAUCCCUGUUGGGCUUGACAUGAACUGUUCCAGUGCUAAGAAGUGAAGCUUUGGACAAGUCCAUGUCAUCUUGACAGGGGGUGUAGGGUUUGUAUACUAUAAACCAAAGGUAAUCCUCUGUGAAUGACAUUGAAUAUUGUUUUGUGUAAUGUGAAGUUACGUCAAUAAAAGCUAUCUUGACUUUAAAAAAUAAAAUUUUUGCCUUGGCGACAUUUUUUGGCAUCUUGAUGAAAAGAUUGAAUCAAGUUUGGUUCUAGUUGGGGUGUUGGCAUUCUGUGACAAAUGAUUGCCAAUAGCGGUGAAUAUUAUGUGGUCAAUAUGAGAUGCCUUUGUAGGAUUUCAGCCAACCUUGGCUAUUAAGACCGGUGGAUGUACCUGUAAUAACCUCGGGAACGAGGGUGAUUUUAACGAGACUUGCUGGAAGGAUAAAACGCUGCCUCACAUUCACUGUAUAUCAUUGUUUCUAUGUGUACCACUUGGUUCCCCCGGGAUUCCAAUUUCUGGCCGACAGUCCCAAGACGAAUACUUGAAAUCUAAUUGAACCUGUUUACUCCUUGAGGACAGAAUAAGAAGACAUUUGUCUCGAGAGAUGUGUGGAUAUUGUCGAGUGCAGCUUCAAACUUGACUUCAGGGAUUUGAGUGGACUGUCUUCGGAAAAUGGACUCCUGGACUGAGGCUUGAUUGCGAGUCUGACCACCUUGCAGAGUUCUGUUAAUGUAGAUAAAAGCGCUCUGUAAUUCGUAGACCAUGUUUCGCUCUGAUUCUAUUCGUUGCGAGUUGACUGUUCAUUGUAUUCAGUUCACCGUCUUUCCACUAUUUUGCCUCUUGUGUCUAAUAAUCAGCCGUGUUCAUCAUAAUGUUUCACCCUGUGUUUACUUUGAGCACUUGUACAUUUCAAAUGGAAAAUUGCACAUCAAAUACAGGCGGUCCAGGCAAACUUCGGGUGAAAUCUGCAAUAUUUACUUAUGUUCAUUUCAGUGAAUGACCACCCAAAGCACAAUUUGAUUAAAAAUCUCACUUGUACUUGCACUUCGUUGUGCUUGAUGGACCAAUUGUUUUAAUCUUUAGAUACGACUGCUUUUGGCAGUCGCGGGUGCUCAAACGGUCAGUCAGAAAAACACCAACUGCAGAACGAACAAAAUUUGCGAAUAUGACAUGGUGGAGAACUCAAUUGAAAUUUUUUCGGAAAAUUAGACAUCUUAAAAAGAUUUUCAACUAUCUUGACAUUUCUUGACUUGAUUCAGUAUGAAUUCCUCUACUCUUCAUAGACGAGCAGACGUAUUGUACAUAAUGACCUUGACAUUGUAUGAAUGGCCUUGACCCCUUGUAGCAUUCUGCUCACCCGGUCUGUACCAUAUUUAGUCAAAUGUGAAGAAUUUUUUCAUUCGUAUUUAGCCUUCUUUUCCAAGCUUUCAUAAUAGGGAAUCCUUGGUGAUUUUUUCAUGAUUGGGAAAUGACUGUUACUAUGGCAACUGUAGUCUUAUAUGGUCAUUUCCAGAAUAGUGAAAAUUUCUCGACAAUUUGUAUUUUCUCCCGAGAAUUCAAAAUUCGUGCUGUGGUUAGUAUCCAGUGUUUAUAGGAUUAGGAUGGGGUCCGAAAUUCUGCCGAGGGUGUUAUUUACCCUUCGGCAGUAUAAUGUCUCUGCGGUGAAGGUAUAUCUGACAAGGUUUUUUCCCACGCACAUCUCCAGCCAUGGUAAGCAACUUGUAAGUUGACCUGCCAUAGAUUGGCUGCAGAUGACCUUUCAAAAAGGAGGGCCUUGUUGGACUAGUUUCAAUACUGUGAGUUUUCUCACUGAUUGAAAGUCCAAUUUUGAUGGGUGUGAGGAAUUGUGUGUGCCUGACUCUUCGUGCACUGUAAGUCUCAUUCUUGGUGUGAGUAACUUCACCCUUUUCCUGGACAUUCAUCCGCGUAUUGUCCUGAAAGUUUUGAAAACUAGAAAUGCUUGUUAUCAGGGUGAUUGGUGUUGUGACCUUGAUAUCAUUCUUGUCUUUGGGUUAAAUGUGGCGCUGAAAAUCAGUCUUGCAGUGCACCUAUUCAAGACUAGGGCUUUGUUUCGAAGGAGACUAUUCGGACCCUGCCAGCGCUGCAGAUAGCGCUAACUUGAGCAGGACGGUGUCUAGUUGUCUUAUGGUCUGUGUCAUCAUUUGUAUGAGCAGGCCAAGUUUGUAAGUGUAUUCUAAAGUGUUCAGUGAAGAAUAAUACAAAAUGAAACUGUCGGGGACUGAGUUAAUCAAAACAUGCACUUUCCCCAACAUUUGAGACUUCUUAAAGUAUGAUUAAUGACAAAUGGUGAGCGAUGUACGGUGCUCUGAUUGCGGUAAGAUUUCAAUUUCGGAAAAGAUAUUCAAAAAGUAGAGGGGAAACUUCACUUGUUGUCUUCACCCUUGGUCCCUGACAGUUAAUGGACUCGUCCCACUCUAUCAUGCUGGAACGGCUGUAAAGAAAAUUCCAACGAUAACCACAAAUUUUCAAGGAAAAAUUGCCGACUUAAAGCAUCUGAAAUGUAAUGCAUUAUGGGAUAUUGUUUUUGGUCUUUUGUCAAGUUUCAGUUGGAAAUGUUUGGAAUUUUCAAACCUAGGAUGGGACGAGUCUGAAGAAAUGUGGUAUUUAUAUCUGAACUUGCGCUAUCAAGUAACAAUAAAAUGUGGAAAGUCUAUUAA